AUGAUUACGAUGCAGACUAUGCUAUUGAAAGUUGCCCUCGAUCAUCGACCGUCGCCGUCGUCAAAAGGAGGAGAUGCUGCUAUGCCAUUUGCUGGGCAUAGGGAUGGAGAUUUUGGAGGGUCAAGACCAUAUAACUUCUGGCAAUGGCGUUCCCCAAAACCUUAUUGGCAGUUCCUCCUUUACUUGUUCAUAGCCCUCACCGCAUGCGAAUUGAUCCUCUCUCCAGCCCCAUGGUUCUAUUCCGUCUACUCCGACGCAAUCGGCUAUAUUGGACUUGGAGUAGAAGCAACACUUCCAAUUCCACAAAUCAUCGCCAACUACAAAUCCCGAUCGUGCAAAGGUUUUCGCUUUUCUGUCAUGGCCAGCUGGAUUGCUGGUGAUAUAAUGAAGAUGUUCUGGUUUUUUACCGCUACGAGUGCUAUACCCUGGGCCUUCAAACUUUGUGGCAUGUUCCAGAUGUGUUGCGAUUUGUUCUUGGGUUUGCAAUUUUGGAUGUAUGGAGAUGGGGAUGGAAAUAAAAAGAAUGAUGGCUAUAGAACGCCACUAGGGGAGAAAGAUGCUCGGUUAUCAUGA
Sclerotinia sclerotiorum 1980 UF-70 is the source of this 573-nucleotide messenger RNA. RefSeq lists its product as hypothetical. Gene Ontology annotation, biological process: retrograde transport, endosome to Golgi; phospholipid translocation. The record is from RefSeq and is a predicted model, not a curated record. Gene Ontology annotation, cellular component: trans-Golgi network; endosome. The coding region runs from base 1 to 573 and encodes 190 amino acids. NCBI's taxonomy places the organism in Eukaryota, Fungi, Ascomycota, Leotiomycetes, Helotiales, Sclerotiniaceae. The transcript has 2 exons.